This is a messenger RNA of Adelges cooleyi (spruce gall adelgid), 1676 nucleotides long. Its product is annotated as ubiquitin carboxyl-terminal hydrolase 22-like. The coding region runs from base 50 to 1480 and encodes 476 amino acids. The transcript has a single exon. Gene Ontology annotation, molecular function: zinc ion binding; cysteine-type deubiquitinase activity. NCBI's taxonomy places the organism in Eukaryota, Metazoa, Arthropoda, Insecta, Hemiptera, Adelgidae. Gene Ontology annotation, biological process: protein deubiquitination. The record is from RefSeq and is a predicted model, not a curated record.
CGCAAUAGUAAGUUACUGCAUAAACACUACUUACAUUAUAACCUUAACUAUGGCAUCUAUAACGGGUUGUGAACAUUUUAUUCAACAAAAGAACGACGAGCUGCUCAACAACUAUCGCAUUGUUCAUUGUAAUUUUGUGUCUUGUCUAUUUGAAAACUCAAAAAAAGCCAAAAAAAAAUUAGCCAAAUGUCAUGAUUGCAAAUAUUUCGGUCCACGACUCCUGUCGUGUCUACACUGUGUGUACUUUGCGUGUAGUCUUCACUUGAUCAAACAUUAUGCCCAAACCGAACAUGGUUUCGGCAUUAACCUGACCGCUGGCCAUUUGUUCUGUGCCGAAUGUGAAGAUUACAUCUACGAUAGUGACGUGCUGUCCAUAGCCAAUUCGUUACGCAAAGACAUUUACAGUUUUCAAAGCCGACCGUUGUCUGUGAACCAUAUCAAUUUGCUUAGAUCAAACAAUAACAUUAAGUAUGUCAACAACAUACCCGUGCCUGGUUUCGUAAAUCUAGGAAAUACGUGUUUCUUGAACAGCGUGCUACAAGUGCUCAUGCACACUCCGAUGUUGAGAAAUUACGUCCUCUCUGACCAACACGUUUGUCCCAAUUUGAAAGACCCCAAUCGAUGUAUCUUGUGUGAAAUCAGCAGGAUCUAUCAACAGGCGUACACGCUGGAGAUAAAUCUGAUCGGCUUGCAAAAACUGUUGAAAAUAUUUUGGGAAAACACCACUUACAUGGCCACCGCACUGCAGCACGACGCUCACGAGUGUUACAUUGCCAUACUGGACAUUAUACACAAGCAAACUAUCAAACCCAAUGAGAACGAUAAAGACCUGAGGCACCUGGAAAACUGUCAGUGUAUCAUACACAAGAUGUUUCGCGGAGUGUUGCAGAGCGACAUUGUUUGCCAGAGCUGUUGUAACAUAUCGUCGAAAAUCGACAUUAUCAACGACAUAUCCAUAUACUUUGCGUUGGACGACAAGGGCAAGUAUCCAUUGAGCAUCACCCUGAUGGAGUGUCUGGAACAGUACGGCCAAGUGGAGUUGUUAAAUGAUCUGGACUGCACAAACUGCAAGUCCAAACAACUAUCGACCAAGCAGCUGACGUUGAAGUAUCUGCCCAUGGUGCUAUGUUUUAUUCUGAAACGGUUUGGCCAACCCUCGGACAAUGUUUCCAAUAAAAUCACAACUAUUGUGGAGUUUCCCGAAACUUUGAACAUGGCUAAGUUUAUCGAAAAGAAAACUCUGACGGGCAACAGUUUUAUCGACGAGUGUCUGGCCACUUACGAGACAGUGUACAAACUGUACUCUGUCAUUUGUCACGAAGGUCAACUCAAUGGUGGCCAUUAUCUUUCAUACGUGCGGCAUUUGGGCCGUUGGUACCAGUGCAACGACAAUGUCGUGCGAAUUGUCGAAUUAGACGACGUCUUAAGGAGUCCAGCCUAUCUGCUAUUCUACCAUAAGGAGUUCAUGAACUUCUACUGAUAAACUCAACGGCCGCGCUUGGAUCACACGUAUACUUGUAUUUAUCUAUUAUUUAAAACAUUAGGCCAUAAAUAUGUGUUGUUUAUGCAUGUCGUAAUAAAAAUAUCAACUUUACUUUUCUUGUUUAAAAAAUUAAACAAUUAGGUACUUUUAUUUUUUUUAAGUAUGUAGGUUUGUCGUAUCAAUAUUUUAUUUU